AUGUCCCUCGAACACGGUAAUUUAGAUAGAGUAUAUGUUGUUUCUUUAUUGUUAGGACAUGUAAAAUGCAACCCGUCGUACGGAAUCAAACAUGUCAUCCAGACUGUGAAAGACCAUACCGAAUACGAUAUACCAUAUCAAAAGGCAUGGUACAGUUUGAAGAUGGCACGUGAGAUGGUUUAUGGCACAUGGGAGAGCUCCGUUCAAAAGCUACCCAAAUACUUGGGAGCUCUCCAAAAAUAUAAUCCAGGAACGAUUGUUGAAUGGCAACAUAAAGCCCGCGACACAUCAACCGGUGCAUAUGUGCUAGGGUACAUAUUCUGGGCGUUCAAGCCGUGUACUGAAGGGUUCCAACACUGUCGCAACCUUAUCAGUGUAGAUGGGACCCAUCUAUACACAAAGUACAAGCACAAGAUGUUGAUUGCUGCUGCCAUGGAUGGAAAUCAACAGGUACUUCCUCUUGCUUUUGCAAUUGUCGAUGAAGAAUCACAUUUAUCUUGGAAGUGGUUUCUUAGACAAUUGAGCAGACACAUUAUACGAGGGCGACGGGGUAUCUGCCUUUUUUCUGACCGCCAUGCUGGUAUCACAAGAGCUGUACGUGAAUGUUCGAAUUUCGUGCCACCUAACGGCGUGCACCGAUAUUGCUUGCGGCAUGUGUGUUUCAAUUUCAACAGUAAAUACAAAAAUAUUGUGUUGAAAGAUCUUUGUUGGAGAGCUGGCUCUGAAUAUCAGAUCAGAAAAUUCAAUUGCAUUAUGGAGGAGAUAAAGAGCCAGUCACUAGAGGCGUUUCAGUGGUUAGAUAGGAUCGACAAGGAAAAAUAG
This is a messenger RNA of Sesamum indicum (sesame), 822 nucleotides long. Lineage: Eukaryota; Viridiplantae; Streptophyta; Magnoliopsida; Lamiales; Pedaliaceae. The record is from RefSeq and is a predicted model, not a curated record.